Rosa rugosa (rugosa rose) is the source of this 1373-nucleotide messenger RNA. Its product is annotated as agamous-like MADS-box protein AGL8 homolog. The record is from RefSeq and is a predicted model, not a curated record. The coding region runs from base 311 to 853 and encodes 180 amino acids. Gene Ontology annotation, cellular component: nucleus. The transcript has 7 exons. Gene Ontology annotation, molecular function: DNA-binding transcription factor activity. NCBI's taxonomy places the organism in Eukaryota, Viridiplantae, Streptophyta, Magnoliopsida, Rosales, Rosaceae. Gene Ontology annotation, biological process: regulation of DNA-templated transcription.
CAUUUCAUUUCGCCUCUCGCCUCUCGCCUCUCUCUCUCUCUGGAAAGAGGGCUUUCUUCUGUCUCUCUUCUCUAUCUUCUCUUCUCUAGUCCCCUCUCUUCUCUUAUCUGUCCAUUUCUUCAUCAAGAAGGACCAGAUCGGGUUGAUGUAUCAAUCCUCUUCUCUGGGUCAUCGGGUUUCGUUUGAAAUCUCAGUAAGGAGGAUCAAAUCUGAGCGCGACCUCUGUCACUGUAAGGAGGAUCGGAUCUGAGCGCGACCUCUGUCACUGUAAGGAGGAUCAGAUCUGAAAAAUUUAUCUGAGACUUUGGGUAUGAUUAUGCAUGAAGACUCACGCUUGAUCAGGUUCUCAGAUGGGAUAGUUUCACUGCUUGAGUCUGAAAUUGAUAUUAAUCUCAGGAACUAUCAAAAGCAAAGCAAAGCUCUGUCCCAAACUCUUAACCAAUUCUCAGCCGUGCCCAGAAUAGCCCAAUUGAAAUCGGAGAAGCUCAUCGAGGAAUUGCAUUUGCCUAAUCUAAUAGUUGCUGCCAAAGAGGAGGAAGGAGGAUAUCAUUUGAUCAAGGGAAUCCUGACUCUGGAACAUGCAAAGCUCAAAGUUAGGGUGGAGCUUUUACAGAGAAAUCAAUGUCAUUUUAUGGGGAAAGACCUCCAAUCCUUAAGUAUGAAAGAUCUUCAGAAUUUGGAGCAGCAACUUGAUUCUGCUCUGAAGCACAUGAGGUCUAGAAAGAAUCAACUUAUGUACGAAUCCAUUCAGUGCUUCAGAAGAAGGAUAAGGCGUUGCAAGAGCAAAAUAAUUCUUUAUCUUUUAAUACAAUUUAUGAUCUUUUUAUCUGAUUCAAAGUGGAUAUUGAUCUAAUUCAGUUACAUCUUAAAGGUCAACUUUAAGUGAGUAAGUUUAAGCUUGGAGAUUUGUGCUGGUUUUAGGUGAAAUAGAGAAAAGAAAAAAAAAAAAAAAAAAAAAAAAACCUUGCUCCUCUUUCUCUAAUUAUUAAUCAUGAUGUUUUUGGUAGCUUCAAAUUUUUUUUUUUUUUUCUGUUUUGCUUAGGUGGAAGCUGUUGUUUUUGCCAAUUCUUUUGUUAGUUCUUUGACUUCUUUCACUACAGAUUUUUUUUAUUACAUUAACAAAUCAAUGAAUUGAAAGUGAUUGUGUACUGGGAUUAUUGCUUUAAAAAUCUUGCUCCUUUUUUUUUUUUUUUUCCAAGAUCAUUAUUGUUAUGAAGCAGAUACAUGUUUUUAUCUGCUGCUGUUUUUUAGAUGCAAUCAAAAACCAUGUAUUUAGAAUCAGAUUCAUGCAUUAAGAACCAUAUUUCUCAUAUGGAUAUUGUUUGCUCUCAAUUAGAGAACUAAUCAGUUACGCGUCUUUGCUGGGUUUUUGG